UCGAGUGAAAAGCGAAAGACGACAAGACGCCUUCCUUUGAGACGAGUCCUACCCACGGCGUGCGCUAUUUUAAACUGGAAAUCCGUUAUGGCUUAAGAAUUGCGUUUCCCCGGGAGAGACGGACCGCGUUGACGCUGCGCCCCGGAUCGGAAGCCCUCCUAGCUGCAGCUGCACCGCCGGAGCGGCUGCGAUUGACGCGCCCGACGAUUAACUGGAAAUACUGGAUGUUCAAUCUGCCAUUUUGUGGGAUUUUAAGAGAUACCCGACGCGACGUGCGGUGGUUUUAAUGACAAAUGGGUUGUGAUUGUCGGCUGUCGUACUGUUGAUGUGAUAUAUGCAUUGUUCCCCAAAACGAUGAUGUGUGCUGCUGCGGCAGCGGCCGCCGCCGCCGCCGGCGGAGGAGGUGGAGGAGGAGGAGGUGGAGGAGGGAUCCUGCCCUCCGCGUCGCCCUCCAUGGGGUUGGGGGUCCGGGUCAUCUCUGGAGCCGAAUUCUCCACCAUCGGGUCGGGUAUGGGUUCGUGUCCGGCACCCGGUGCCCAGUCGGACUGUCGUAGCCGGUACCAGCUCCUUCUCUCAGGGCGGGCUCUGGCGGAGAGAUACCGGAGGAUUUACACCACGGCCAUCAGUGACAGAGAGCAGGGGGUAAACCAGGGAAGAGGCAAGAAGGCUUUAAGUAAGAGGAAACUGAAAAGGCGACAGAAGGUGAAAUCAAAAGUCAAAGCAAGAACAAAGACCGAAGCUCUGGAUGGACCCUUCUCAGUGCCGGACAUCAAGCUUCACAGCAACCCAUCUGCAUUCAACGUUUACUGCAACGUGCGGCACUGCGUGCUGGACUGGCAGCAGAAGGAGGCCUCAUUGGCGUUGGCCUCCAGGAGCUCAUUGCAGAGUGGAGACUCAGACAGCGAGGAGGAAGAGGAGUACCGUGAGCCAGCCGUCAAGCUGCCCAAGAUCAUUGGCAUUGGUCUGUGCGGCGUGUUUGAACUGAUAAAAGAGACGCGGUUCACCCACCCUUCGCUAUGUCUGCGCAGCCUGCAGGCCCUGCUGGACAUGCUGCAGGGACAACAGCCCGAGGGCUUCCAGACCGAGCCUCCAGAUGUGCUAGAGUCUCUGUUCCAGUUGCUGCUGGAGACCACGGUACGGAGCACGGGGCCCAAUGACCCCACAGGUCAGGCCCUCACUGCCCUGUCCUGUGCCUGCCUUUUCAGCCUGGUGGUGUCUUGGGGAGACACUGGCAAAACCCUGCAGGCUGUCUCAGCCAUCCUCACCAACAACGGGAGCCACGCCUGCCAGACCAUACAGGUACCCACCAUCUUGAACGCACUGCAGAGGAGUGUCCAGGCCGUCCUGGUGGGAAAGAUCCAGAUCCAGGACUGGUUCGGAAAUGGCAUCAAACGGGCGGCCCUGAUGAACAAGUGGGUCCUGAAGGAGGUGGCGAUCGACGAGGAUGAACGCUGUCUGCUGCAGACGGAUGGCUCCUUCCUCUAUCUCCUCUGCAAAGACGGACUCUACAAAGUGGGCUCGGGAUACAGUGGCACAGUCAGGGGCCAUGUGUACAACUCCACAUCUCGCAUCAGGAAUCGGAAGGAGAAGAGGUCCUGGCUGGGCUUCGCUCAGGGUUACCUGUUAUACCGGGACACCAGUAACCACAGUAUGUCAGCCAUCAAGAUCAACCCAGAGACUCUGGAGCAUGAUGGAGCCAUCGCCAUGCCAGGCCAACAUGCUGAUGGACAGAACAUCAUCUUCACAGACGGAGAGUACAUCAACCAGAUUGCAGCCUGCAAAGAUGAUGGUUUCGUGGUACGGAUCUACGCCACCAGCUCAGACCCGGCCCUGCAGCAAGAGCUGCAGCUGAAGCUGGCGAGGAAAUGUCUGCACGCCUGUGGCAUCUCUCUGUUCGACCUGGAGAAGGACCUACACAUAAUCAGUACUGGGUUUGAUGAAGAGGCAGCGCUGCUUGGAGCAGGCAGGGAGUUUGCUCUCAUGAAAACUGCCUCAGGAAAGAUCUACUACACAGGGAAGUAUCAGAGCCUGGGCAUAAAACAGGGAGGCCCAUCAGCUGGUAAAUGGGUGGAGCUUCCUGUCACCAAGUCCCCGAAGAUCGUCCAGUUCUCAGUGGGUCAUGAUGGCUCCCACGCACUGCUGGUGGCUGAAGAUGGCAGCGUGUUCUUCACGGGCUCCGCCAGCAAAGGGGAGGAUGGAGAGUCCACCAAGAGCCGCAGACCACCAAAGCCAUACAAGCCUAAGAAGAUGAUCAAGCUGGAGACCAAGACUGCAGUCUACACGGCCUGCAACAAUGGAAGCAGCAGCAUUGUCACCAAGGAUGGAGAGCUCUACAUGUUCGGCAAAGACGCCAUCUAUAGUGACAGCACAUGCCAAGUGACAGACCUGAAAGGUCACUUUGUAACUCAGGUUGCCAUGGGAAAGGCCCACACAUGUGUCCUGACCAAGAGCGGGGAGGUCUGGACGUUUGGGGUCAACAAUAAGGGCCAGUGUGGCCGAGACACUGGAGCCAUGAGCCAGGCAGGAAAAGCUUUUGGUGUGGAGAGCAUGGCCACAGCCAUGGAUGAGGACCUGGAAGAUGAGCUGGAGGAGAAGGAGGAGAAAAGCAUGAUGUGCCAGCCGGGGAUGCACAAGUGGAAGUUGGACCAGUGCAUGGUCUGCACAGUGUGUGGGGACUGCACCGGCUAUGGAGCCAGCUGUGUCAGCAGCGGACGGCCAGACAGAGUAGCUGGAGGUAUUUGUGGCUGUGGCUCUGGGGAGUCAGGCUGCUCAGCGUGCGGCUGCUGUAAGGCCUGUGCCAGGGAGCUGGAUGGCCAGGAGGCCCGGCAGAGAGGCAUUUUUGAUGCUGUGAAGGAGAUGAUCCCACUGGACCUGCUGCUUGGAGUCAACAUCGAGGAGCACAUCCAGAUCCGCCAGGAGGAGAAACGACAGAGGAUCAACCGCCGGCACAGGCUGGAGGAGGGCCGAGGCCCCCUUGUUUUCCCUGGCCCCAUAUUUAUGAACCAGCGUGAGCAGGCCCUAGCCAGAAUAAGACCCCUUCAGGCCCUAAGGCAUAAACGGGACAAGCACAAAGAUGGCAGCAGCGAGCGAGGAGAGAAAGAUGCCAGUAAGAUCACAACCUACCCUCCCGGGGCGGUCAGGUUUGACUGUGAGAUGCGGGCCGUACAGGUCAGCUGCGGCUUUCACCAUUCUGUGGUGCUGAUGGAGAACGGAGAUGUCUACACAUUUGGAUACGGCCAGCAUGGGCAGCUUGGACACGGAGAUGUCAACUCCAGGGGCUCGCCUACCCUGGUGCAGGCCCUCCCAGGUCCCAGUGUUCAGGUGACAGCAGGCAGUAACCACACAGCUGUUCUCCUCAUGGAUGGACAGGUCUUCACCUUCGGCAGCUUCUCGAAAGGACAGUUGGGCCGGCCCAUCCUGGACAUGCCCUACUGGAACGCCAAGCCAUCUCCCAUGCCUAACAUUGGGGCGAAAUACGGGCGAAAGGCCACCUGGAUCGGUGCCAGUGGAGACCAGACCUUCCUGAGGAUCGACGAGGCACUCAUUAACUCCCAUGUCCUCGCCACCUCAGAGAUCUUUGCCAGCAAACACAUCAUAGGCCUGGUUCCCUCCUCUGUGUCUGAACCGCUUCCCUUUAAGUGCUUGCUUAUCAAUAAGAUGGACGGGAGCUGCCGGACCUUCAAUGAUUCUGAGCAGGAGGACCUGCAGGGCUUUGGCCUGUGUCUGGACCCUGUCUACGAUGUCAUAUGGAGGUUCUUGCCAGCCUCUAGAGAGAUGUGGUGUUACAACGCAGUGAUAGCUGAUGCUAGGGUGCCCUCCGCCACAGACCUGCAGUCUCGCUGUAGCAUUCUCAGCCCAGAGUUGGCCCUGCCCUCUGGAUCACAUGCCACUACCACCCGCUCUCACGGAGCCCUACACAUCCUGGGUUGCUUGGAUACACUGGCAGCCAUGCAGGAGCUGAAGAUGGGCAUAGCCAGUUCAGAGGAGGAGACUCAGGCUGUGAUGAAGGUCUACUCCAAGGAGGACUACAGCGUGGUCAAUCGCUUUGAGAGUCAUGGUGGUGGCUGGGGUUAUUCGGCUCACUCUGUGGAGGCCAUCCGCUUCUGUGCUGAUGCGGACAUCCUGCUGGGCGGGCUGGGCCUGUUCGGGGGCCGGGGGGAGUACACAGCAAAAAUCAAGUUGUUUGAGCUGGGGCCUGAUGGAGGCGACCACGAGACAGACGGAGACCUCCUGGCUGAGACCGAUGUGCUGGCCUACGACUGUGCUGCCAGGGAGAAGUAUGCCAUGAUGUUUGAUGAGCCGGUGCUUCUGCAGCUGGGUUGGUGGUAUGUGGCCUGGGCCAGGGUGUCUGGACCCAGCAGUGACUGUGGCUCUCACGGACAGGCCACCAUCACCACCGAUGACGGUGUGGUGUUUCAGUUCAAGAGCUCGAAAAAGUCCAACAAUGGUACUGAUGUUAAUGCGGGUCAAAUCCCUCAGCUACUGUACAGGCUUCCGUCAAAUGAUGGCAAUGCGUCCAAAGGAAAACAGCAGACCAGUGAACCGGUCCAUAUCCUCAAACGCUCCUUCGCCCGCACAGUCUCAGUUGAAUGUUUUGAGUCUCUGCUGAGUAUCCUCCACUGGAGUUGGACCACGUUGGUACUGGGUGUGGAGGAGCUGCGAGGCCUGAAGGGUUUCCAGUACACGGCCACCCUGCUGGAUCUUGAGAGACUGCGCUUUGUCGGCACCUGCUGCCUUCGGCUGCUCAGAGUUUACAUCUGUGAGAUCUUCCCCAUCUCUGCCAGCACCAAGGCAGUGGUGGAGGAGUCAAGCAAGCUAGCCGAGUGUGUGGGGAAGACUCGUAGUCUGCUGAAGAAGAUCCUGUCGGAAGGCAUGGACAACUGCCUGACCAAAUUGGACAAUGACCCCCAGGGCUACUUGUCACAGCCCCUCACCCUGCUGGAGGCUGUGCUACAGGAGUGCCACAACACCUUCACCGCCUGCUUCCACUCCUUCUAUCCCACCCCGGCCCUGCAGUGGGCCUGCCUCUGUGACCUGCUCAACUGUCUAGACCAGGACAUUGCUGAGGCCAACUUUCGCACAUCCAGUAGCCGACUGCUAGCGGCAGUGAUGUCGGCUCUCUGUAACACCUCCGUCAAGCUGACCUCCAUCCUGCCCAUCGCAUAUGACGGGGAGGUGCUGCUCCGCUCGCUGGUCAAACAAGUCAGCACAGAGAACGACUCGGCCCUCGCUCACCGCUUCCCUUUGCUGGUGGCCCACAUGGAGAAGCUCAGCCACACGGAGGAGAACCUGAUGGGCAUGACCAGUUUCCGGGAGGUUCUGGAGAAGAUGCUGGUGAUUGUGGUUCUGCCAGUGAGGAAGAGUCUAAGGAAAGAGGUGGAGCUCUUCUCCCCGCAUCUCGUCUCCAACACCUGCGGUCUGCUGGCCUCCAUCGUUUCUGAGCUCACAGCCUCUGCCCUUGGCUCCGAGGUGGACGGGCUGAACUCGCUCCACUCAGUUAAGGCAACUCCCAACCGUUUCACCAAAACAAGCCAGGGGAGGAGUUGGAACACAGGUAAUGGCUCUCCUGAUGCCAUCUGCCUCACAGUGGACAAGCCUGGUGUGGUUCUGGUUGGCUUCUGUGUCUACGGAGGAGGGGGGAUUCAUGAGUACGAGCUGGAGGUGCUUGCUGAUGAUGCCCAGACAGAGCAUCCAGGGGACUCGGCCCAUUCCCACAGGUGGACAUCUCUGGAGCUGGUGAAGGGCACGUACAGCACCGAUGACUCCCCGAGCGACAUCGCUGAGAUCCGCCUGGACAAGGCUGUGCCGCUCAAGGAGGGGGUGAAGUACGCUGUGCGCCUGCGUAACUAUGGCAGUCGUACAGCUAAUGGGGACGGUGGUAUGACCACAGUGCAGUGCUCCGAUGGCGUGUCGUUCACCUUCAGCACAUGCAGCUUGAGUAGUAAUGGGACCAACCAGACCAGAGGCCAAAUCCCACAGAUUCUCUACUACAGAAGUGAAUACGAUGGGGACCUCCAGUCCCAGCUGCUGAGUAAGGCCAACGAGGAGGAUAAAAACUGUAGCAGGGCUCUCUCUGUGGUCAGCGCUGUGGUCAGAGCUGCCAAAGAUUUGCUGCACAGGGCAUUUGCUGUGGAUGCGGAUGAUAUUCCUGAGCUGCUGAGCUCCUCCAGUCUGUUCUCCAUGCUGUUGCCCUUGAUCCUGGCCUACAUUGGCCCCGUGGCGGCCUCUGUUCCUAAGGCUGCAGUUGAAGUCUUCGGCUUGGUCCAAGAGCUACUUCCUGCCGUCUCUGCGCUGAACCAGAAAUAUGCUCCACCUACUUUUAAUCCUAACCAAUCAACAGACAGCACCACAGGCAACCAACCUGAGCAGGGCUUGUCUGCUUGUACCACCUCCAGUCACUACUCUGUGAUUGAAAGUGACCACCCUUAUAAACAAGCUGGAGUCACUCAGUACAGGGUAACAUUCCCAGACUGUGUGCGCUGGACCUCCAUUGAGUUUGACCCACAGUGUGGUACAGCCCAGCCAGAAGACGUCCUGCGCCUGCUCAUUCCCAGCCGCACCUUACAUUUCUCCAGCCUCGGAGGCAAGCCGCUGGCCCACGAAACCAUCAACGCCUGGACUGAGCUAAAAAAGUUCUCUGGCUCCUCAGGUUGGCCCACCACUGUCCUGGUGCUGCCAGGCAAUGAAGUUCUGUUCUCGCUGGAAACUGCCUCCGAUUAUGUAAAAGAUGAAAAGGCCUGCUUCUACGGCUUCAAGUGUGUUGCUGUGGGAUAUGAGUUCAACCCUGGGCCUGAUGAGGGUAUCAUCCAGCUAGAGAAGGAGUUAGCCUAUCUGGGAAGUGUAUGUGCUGCAGCUCUGAUGAAGAAAGACUUGGCUUUACCUAUAGGAAAUGAACUGGAGGAAGACCUUGAGAUUCUUGAGGAAGCUUCUCUCCAGGUAUGUAAAGCUCACUCAGGGAUCCUUGGGAAAGGCUUGGCCUUGUCUCACUCACCCACCAUCUUGGAGGCCCUGGAGGGAAACUUGCCUCUGCACCUCCAAACAAAUGAGCACUCCUUCCUGGAAGACUUCAUCACUUGUGUACAGAGCUCCAGCGGAGGACGUCUGGCUAGGUGGCUUCAGCCCGACUCUUAUGCUGAUCCCCAGAAGACGUCUCUGAUCCUCAACAAAGACGACAUCCGCUGCGGGUGGCCCACCACGGUCGCUGUGCAGACCAAAGACCAGUAUGGUGAUGUGGUGCAUGUCCCUAACAUGAAGGUGGAGGUAAAGGCGGUACCUGUUUCACAGAAGAAGUCCAUGCAGCAGGAGAAUGUGAAGAAGCUGCAGCGUCUGCCUGGAAGCUCCUGUUCCUCUCCCUCAGGCAAUGACCUGACCUUUGGAGGACUGCCCAUGCCCAAACUGGAAGCCACCUAUGAGCCCAUGAUUGUCAAAGAGGCUCGCUACAUUGCCAUCACCAUGAUGAAGGCUUAUGAGAACUAUUCCUUUGAAGAGCUCCGCUUUGCUUCCCCCACCCCAAAGAGACCCAGUGAGAACAUGUUGAUCCGGGCCAACACCGAUGGAACCUACAGUGCCAACUGGACACCAGGAGCUGUAGGCCUCUAUACAAUCCACGUCACCAUUGAUGGCAUUGAGAUAGAUGCUGGUUUGGAGGUGGAGGUAAAGGACCCUCCCAAAGGCAUGAUCCCACCUGGUACCCAGAUGGUCAAACCCAAGGCUGAGCCUCAGCCCAGCAAGGUUCGCAAAUUUGUGUCCAAGGACAGCGCAGGCCUGCGUGUGCGUAGCCACCCGUCCCUGCAGAGCGAGCAGAUAGGCAUAGUGCAAGUCAAUGGCACCAUCACUUUCAUUGAUGAGAUCCACAAUGAUGAUGGUGUUUGGCUCAGGCUGAAUGAUGAAACCGUAAAGAAGUAUGUUCCUAACAUGAAUGUUGAAGCCUGGUGCCUCUCUUUCAACCAGCACCUGGGCAGGAGCCUCCUGGUCCCAGCCGACGAGGCCAGGGGCCAGUCAGAAGAGAACAUAAAGGAGGUGAGCAGCCGCCCCUCCCAAGAGGCCCCCAUGCGGGAGCAGAGCAGGGCAGGGCAGGGCGGCGGCGGCCCGGGGCUUUAUAAGGUAGUGAAGACCGGCCCCUCUGGUCACAACAUCAGAAGCUGCCCAAACCUUAGGGGUAUCCCCAUUGGAAUGUUAGUACUUGGGAACAAGGUCAAGGCCAUAGGCGAGGUGGUCAACUCGGAGGGAACCUGGGUGCAGCUGGAUAAGAACAGCGUUGUUGAAUUCUGUGAGAGCGAUGAGGGAGAGGCCUGGUCCCUGGCCAGAGACCGUGGGGGAAACCAGUAUCUUCGCCAUGAUGAUGAACAAGCCCUGCUGGAGCAUGGGGGUCAGACCCCACCACCCAGCCCCUUCUCUGUACAAGCCUUCAACAGAGCCGCGACGUCCAGUGGAGCGCAGGGUUUUGAUUAUGGCAUCUCCAACAACAAAGGUGAACGAGGGAACCUGUUGUCUGGUGUGCGGCCCAUGUCUCCAGCCUCCAAACACUGGCAAGAGAGCCGGUCACCAAAACAAGAGAACCGGGGCAUUCGAUCAUCAGACCAGAGCAGAGUGAAGACUAGUGAAACAGGGCUUUCUGCCAGCGAGGCUCUGAUCCUGAGGUCCGACACCGCCAAACUGAGGUCUGACUCUCACAGCCGUUCCCACUCACCCAACCACAACACCCUGCAGGCUCUGAAGGGUGACGGACGAACGUCCGGGCUUAGAGCCGAGUCCCCAAACCCUGGCUCCCGCUCCUCCUCCCCUAAACAAAAGGGCCUGUCCUCCACAUCUGGCAGGUCCAGUCCUUCCAGCACCUCCUCACAACACUCCACCUCACCCCACCUUGACAAGAACCUCCCACCCAAAGUCAACUCCUCCUCCAAGGCUCGGCUCGACCCUCCCAGAGAAAGGUCCAAGUCGGACUCAUAUACCCUGGACCCAGACACCCUGAGAAAAAAGAAGCUUCCACUUACGGAUUCUCUUCGGGGCAGGUCUACCUCCCCAAAACCCAAGUUGUCUCCUAAAGAUCCAAACAAAGAAGGGAUCAGUAAUGCAGAGAACCGUGCUCCUUCUCCACAUGUGACUCAGGAGAACCUCCACAGUGAGGUGGUUGAGGUUUGCACCUCUGGUGCACUCCUGUCUAAUGAGGAGGGCAACGAUGAGAAUGUGGAGGUGCGUAAUGCUGAAGAGGGCUCCUCUAAGGUGCACUUUAGCAUUGGCAAAGCACCUGUCAAAGAGGAGCUGGAAAGUCGCUCCUCGCCCAAGGUCAGCCGGAAGACCUCCAGUCGGCAUGUUCGCCCUAAGAAAGAUAAAUCUGGGCCUCUCUUUAAAGGUGAGGGCUCAUCCAGACUCACUGAACCUGCCAAACAAGCCAUGUCCCCCUCAGUUGCUGAAUGUGCCCGAGCAGUCUUUGCAGCAUUCCUGUGGCACGAAGGCAUCGUCCAUGAUGCCAUGGCCUGCUCCUCCUUUUUAAAGUUCAACCCUGAUCUGACAAAAGAGCAUGCCCCUAUCCGAAGCUCUCUAGGGGGGCAGGCUGCUGAGGAAAAGGAGAGCAAGUUGAAGAACCGCCACUCCUUGGAGAUUUCAUCUGCACUCAACAUGUUUAAUAUUGCUCCUCAUGGCCCAGACAUCUCUAAGAUGGGCAGCAUCAACAAGAAUAAGGUCCUGUCAAUGCUCAAGGAGCCUCCACUGCCAGAGAAGUGUGAGGAUGGGAAGGGCGAAGCAGUCUCCUAUGAGAUGUCCUCUCAUCCCUCAAUGAGGGCAAAGUCUAUUCUGCCACUGACCUUACAACAUCUGGUGGCAUUCUGGGAGGACAUCUCCAUGGCCACCAUCAAGGCUGCUACCCAGAACAUGAUUUUCCCCAGCCCGGGUUCCAGUGCUAUCUUGAAAAAGAAGGAACAUGAAAAAGAUAGUAAAAAAGCAAAGAAGGAGAAGAAGAAGAGGGAAAAGGCAGAUGUACGCCCCAGAGGGAACCUGUUUGGUGAGAUGGCACAGCUCGCCAUGGGUGGUCCUGAGAAAGACACCAUCUGUGAGCUGUGUGGGGAAUCUCACCCCUACCCUGUCACCUACCACAUGAGACAGGCUCACCCAGGCUGCGGCCGGUACGCUGGAGGCCAAGGCUACAACAGCAUUGGCCACUUCUGUGGAGGUUGGGCUGGUAACUGUGGAGAUGGAGGCAUAGGAGGCAGCACCUGGUACCUGGUGUGUGAUCGCUGCCGAGAAAAAUACCUGAGGGAAAAACAGACUGCUGCCAGGGAAAAGGUGAAGCAGUCCAGGAAGAAACCUUUACAGGUGAAGACCCCCCGGGCGCUCCCCACGAUGGAAGCUCACCAGGUGAUCCGGGCCAACGCUCUGUUCCUACUCUCCCUCAGCAGCGCCGCUGAGCCAAGCAUGCUGUGCCACCACCCUCCCCGACCCCUGCACUCCCACCUGCCCAGUCUCAAAGAAGGAGUCUCAGAUGAACUCCCCAACAAGAUGGGUUGUCUCUACCUGCAAACUCUAGCUAGGCAACACACAGAGAAUUUUGGGGCUUACCAAGAUGACAACCUCUUCCAAGAUGAGAUGAGGUAUCUGCGCUCCACGUCGGUCCCUGCCCCCUACAUCUCUGUCACCCCGGACGCCUGCCCCAAUGUGUUUGAGGAGCCUGAGAGCAACAUGAAAUCCAUGCCCCCUAGUCUUGAGACGAGUCCAAUCACAGACAGCGACACUGCAAAACGCACAGUGUUCCAGAGGUCUUACUCCGUCGUUGCUUCCGAGUAUGACAAGCAGCACUCGGCUUCACCCGCCCGGGUCAAAGCAGUGCCCAGACGGAGAGUCCACAGUGGUGAUGCAGAGGUCGGCUCCUCCCUGCUGCGCCACCCAUCUCCAGAGCUGUCUAGACUCAUUUCAGCCCAUGGCUCCCUCAGUAAGGGGGAGAGGAACUUCCAGUGGCCUGUCCUGGCUUUUGUUAUCCAGCACCAUGACCUGGAGGGUCUGGAGGUAGCCAUGAAACAUGCACUGAGGAAGUCUGCCUGUCGGGUGUUCGCCAUGGAGGCGUUCAACUGGCUGCUGUGCAAUGUGAUCCAGACCACCUCCCUGCAUGACAUUCUGUGGCAUUUCGUAGCGUCUCUCACCCCAUCACCCUUCGAGCCUGAGGAGGAGGAGGAUGACGAAAACAAAGGGAACAAAGAAAUUGUGGAACAGGAGAGAGAUCUUGGAGUGUGCGAACACCCGCUGUCAGACAUUGUUAUUGCAGGCGAGGCAGCCCACCCUCUCCCACACACCUUCCACCGCCUCCUUCAAACCAUCUCUGACCUCAUGAUGUCACUUCCUAGUGGCAGCUCUCUUCAGCAGAUGGCUCUGAGGUGCUGGAGUCUAAAGUUCAAGCAGUCGGACCACCAGUUUCUCCACCAGAGCAAUGUCUUCCAUCACAUCAACAACAUCCUGUCAAAGUCAGAUGAUGGAGACAGCGAGGAGAGCUUCAACAUCAGUGUGCAGUCUGGCUACGAGGCAAUGAGCCAGGAUCUCUGCCAGGUGACCUGCCUGAAGGACCUUACCAGUGUUGUGGACAUCAAGACAUCCAGUCGGCCUGCCAUGAUCGGUAGCCUGACGGACGGCUCCACGGAGACCUUCUGGGAAUCUGGGGACGAAGACAAGAACAAGACCAAGAGCAUUAGCAUCAGCUGCGUGAAAGGCAUCAAUGCCUCCUACGUGUCAGUCCAUGUGGACAACUCCAGAGACAUCGGGACUAAAGUCACAUCAAUGACUUUCCUUUGUGGAAAAGCAGUGGAGGACCUCUGCAGAGUCAAACAGGUUGACCUUGACUCGCGUCACAUAGGCUGGGUGACCAGUGAGCUCCCUGGAGGGGACCAUCAUGUGAUUAAGGUGGAACUAAAAGGUCCUGAGAACACUCUGAGGGUGCGUCAGGUCAAAGUGCUCGGAUGGAAGGAGGGGGAAAGCAUCAAGAUCGCAGGCCAGAUCUCAGCCAGCGUGGCACAGCAGAAAAACUGUGAGGCUGAGACACUCAGAGUCUUCCGCCUCAUCACCUCGCAGGUGUUUGGAAAGCUUAUCUGUGGAGAUGCGGAGCCCACACCUGAACAGGAGGAGAAAAACCUGCUUUCAUCACCUGAGGGAGAAGACAAGGCACCAUCUGAUGCGGACCUAAAAGAGCACAUGGUGGGCAUCAUUUUCAGCAGGAGCAAACUGACCAACCUACAGAAGCAGGUGUGUGCACAUAUCGUACAAGCCAUCCGUAUGGAGGCCACACGUGUGAGAGAGGAAUGGGAGCAUGCCAUUUCCAGUAAAGAGAACGCCAACUCGCAGCCCAGUGAUGAUGAUGCCUCCUCAGAUGCCUACUGUUUUGAGCUGCUGUCAAUGGUCCUGGCUCUAAGUGGCUCCAACGUGGGCAGACAGUACCUAGCUCAGCAACUAACGCUGAUGCAGGACCUGUUUUCUCUGCUGCACACCGCCUCACCCCGAGUACAAAGACAGGUGACAUCACUGCUGAGGCGUGUUCUUCCAGAAGUGACCCCCGUGCGACUUGCCAGCAUCAUCGGCGUGAAGGCCUUGCCGCCAGCAGACAUCAGUGAUAUUAUCCACUCCACAGAGAAAGGCGACUGGAACAAGCUUGGCAUCCUGGACAUGUUCCUGGGCUGCAUUGCCAAGGCCCUCACCGUGCAGCUGAAAGCCAAAGGGACCACCAUUUCUGGCACAGCUGGUAUGGCUGCUGGCAAGGGAGUCACGACUGUGACCCUGCCUAUGAUCUUCAACUCCAGCUAUAUCCGCAGAGGGGAGAGCCACUGGUGGAUGAAGGGCUCCACUCCCCCGCAGAUCGCCGAGAUUAUCAUUAAGCUGGUCAAAGACAUGGCGGCAGGUCACCUGUCAGACACAUGGUCAAGAGUCACUAAGAAUGCCAUUGCUGAAACCAUCAUAGCCCUGACCAAAAUGGAGGAGGAACACCGCUCCCCUGUGCGCUGCAUUGCCACCACCAGGCUGUGGCUGGCCCUAGCUUCCCUGUGUGUGCUGGACCAAGAUCACGUGGAUAGGCUGUCUUCUGGCCGCUGGAUGGGCAAGGAUGGACAGCAGAAACAGAUGCCCAUGUGUGACAACCAUGAUGAUGGCGAGACUGCAGCCAUUAUCCUCUGCAACAUGUGUGGAAACCUGUGCACCGACUGCGACCGCUUCCUCCACCUGCACCGCCGCACACGCUCUCACCAGAGACAGGUGUUUAAAGAGGAAGAGGAGGCCAUAAAGGUAGACCUCCAUGAGGGCUGUGGAAGGACCAAGCUGUUCUGGCUCAUGGCGUUGGCAGACUCUAAGACCAUGAAGGCAAUGGUGGAGUUUAGGGAACAUACAGGUAAACCAGCAUCCAGCAGCUCAGAUGCCUGCAGGUUCUGUGGGACGAGGAAUGGAACUGAGCUUUCUGCGGUGGGCAGUGUCUGCUCAGACCCAGACUGCCAGGAAUAUGCCAAGUUGGCAUGCAGUAAAACCCAGCCUUGUGGGCAUCCCUGUGGAGGAGUUAAAAAUGAGGAGAGAUGUCUGCCUUGUUUGCAUGGCUGUGACAAGAGCACCGGCUGUCUGAAACAAGACGCAGAUGACAUGUGUAUGAUCUGCUUCACAGAAGCCCUCUCCGCUGCUCCUGCAGUACAGCUGGAUUGCAGCCAUGUGUUCCAUCUUCAGUGUACCCGCCGUGUUCUGGAGAACCGCUGGCUUGGGCCCCGCAUCACAUUCGGUUUUAUGUUGUGCCCCAUUUGCAAGAAUAAAAUCAAUCACUCAGUGAUCAAGGAUCUGCUGGACCCCAUCAAGGAGCUGUAUGAGGAUGUGAGGAGGAAGGCCUUGAUGCGACUGGAAUAUGAAGGACUUCAUAAGAGCGAGGCGAUCACUACUCCAGGAGCACGCUUCCAUAACGACCCUGCUGGCUUUGCCAUGAACAGAUAUGCAUACUAUGUCUGCUACAAGUGCAAGAAGGCAUAUUUUGGGGGAGAGGCACGCUGCGAUGCCGAGGCAGGGCAGGGAGAUGACUACGACCCCAGUGAGCUGAUCUGUGGAGCAUGCUCUGAUGUGUCCAGGGCUCAGAUGUGCUCCAAGCAUGGCACAGACUUCCUGGAGUACAAAUGCCGGUACUGCUGCUCUGUCGCUGUUUUCUUCUGCUUUGGUACCACUCACUUCUGCAAUGCCUGCCAUGAUGACUUCCAGAGGAUGACCAGCGUCCCCAAGGAGGAACUGCCCCAUUGUCCUGCAGGUCCAAAAGGCAAGCAGUUGGAGGGUACCGAGUGCCCUUUGCACGUGGUGCACCCACCCACGGGGGAGGAGUUUGCCCUGGGCUGUGGUGUGUGCCGGAACGCCCACACCUUCUAAACGCCGAAAGACCUGUACUUAAAAUUUGUCAAUCUACUGUGAUUUCUGGCAGUUGCAGAAGCUAAGCCUUAGAGCUUGCCCAGGACGAUGGAGCAGGUUUCUACCGUAGCCAAGAGCCCUCAGGCCCGCUCACCAACCAACACGAGUGUCCCAGGCUGUGCUACAGACAAGGCUUACAUAGGGAGAAAGUGAGGGAUAAAGAGAAGAGUCACGACUCUUUCAGAUUGAGAGUAAACUGAAUGAAAAAAGAAAAUUAAAUCUAAAAAUACCUUGUGACGUGUUUGCAUGCGGCCGUUGUAUCCCCUCGGCUUCCAUAGACGUUGCACACCUCCUGGUCACUGAUGUGUAACAGUAUAUUGAAGAUUAAAACAUUGAAUAUGAAAUAAAAUUUGCUUAAGGCAACUGUGGAUGAACAUGGGUAGAAAAAAAAAGAGACAGGCCGUAUUUCCAGCUUCCUAACUAUGAAUUUAAAAUAUUGUUGUAUGUAAACUUGACUUUUUCAUAAUCCUGUACAGUAUUCUCCACUGUCAAGUGCAUCAUAGGUUGACGGACAAAAAAAACAAAACAAAAAAAAAGAUGAGUUGGUAAAUAAGACUGUUAAGAAUGUCAUGUUUUGGAGGAAAAUAGUGUACGAUUUAUCUAAUCUUGUAUAUAAUGAUAGUAUCCAAAAUAGCUGUAUUCCCAAGUUGCUACUCUCCACUUCAGUUUCGUUUGAUAUUCUGGGUUAUGUUUUACGCCAGAACUUUUAAUGAAGUGCAAUACUGGGUGUGCCUCCUAUCUUGCAGCUGUUUAACCUAUGGAAUGUAUGUCAAUAAAAGCCACUGUACAUUUUUAUACAGUAGACACAGUUGUUCUGCCCCCUUAAAAAAAAACAAAAAAAAAACGUCAAAUCACUUCUGCUGUCUGGAAAUGACAGAGGGCCCCGGCGCCUGCAGGUUGAAUGAUGGUGGAUGUGAACGCCAUUUUCAGCCGUCAGAAAAUAGUUGUACCAAACCCCUUUACAUCAUGAAAAGAGAGAGAGAGAGAAAAGAAUCUCACCGGUGACUGAUUUAUGAAGGAGUGAUCACUGUACGUUUUGAGGACCAGUCUUCACACCAAAUAUUGAAAUAAUUGUUAAUCUGUCAUGCUCUUCCCUUGUAGGAGGCAGGGAAUUUAAGGGUCUCGGGAAGGGGAUGUGACAAAAACAGCUGCUGUUAUAAAAAAAAGCUUAAUUACUUGUGAGUCUGCUCUGUAAUAUCUGUGGUGGAUGGAGUUGAAUGGUAAUAAACCAGGUUAUCUGUU
Messenger RNA from Lampris incognitus (smalleye Pacific opah), 15636 nucleotides. It is a transcript of the gene mycbp2, whose product is annotated as MYC binding protein 2. Lineage: Eukaryota; Metazoa; Chordata; Actinopteri; Lampriformes; Lampridae. The record is from RefSeq and is a predicted model, not a curated record. The transcript has 82 exons. Bases 355 to 14355 code for a protein of 4666 amino acids. Gene Ontology annotation, cellular component: nucleus.